Molecule: messenger RNA, 1767 nt
Organism: Halichondria panicea
Lineage: Eukaryota; Metazoa; Porifera; Demospongiae; Suberitida; Halichondriidae
Product: meiosis 1 arrest protein-like
Exons: 8
Coding region: 77-1564 (495 amino acids)
Biological process (GO): spermatogenesis; meiosis I; male meiosis chromosome separation
Source: RefSeq, a predicted model, not a curated record
GCUGUUGCCUGUAAGUCCCUUUCAGGGUUUUAGGUAGAAUGAUCCUUACCCACACUACCACUGAUGCUAUAAUAUAAUGGCUGAAGAGAGAGAAGUGUUUCAAAGACAGCCUGCCAGGGCGGUGCUGAUAGACUUCACACCACCUAUCACCCUGGACACCCUCACCAACAUCCAGCAGUCACUAAGCAAUACCCUAUCUCUCCUGACUCAUCUCUCAGGGGGUCAUGUCAGAGUCCCCUACAUCAGUCUCAUUGUACUCGGCAACUAUCCAGAGGCAAUUUACCCUCUACAACCGCUGAAGGGUAAUACUACUCGUCUGACGUCAGCCAUAAAAGAACUGGGCUCUCUUGCACGGAACAUGGUUGCUAGACAGCGUCCAACCAGAGGCUGUCUCCUGGAGGGUUUACAGGAAGCACUGGCACAAUUCAACAGACUCUCUCAGACCUAUAGACAGGGUCCUGGCAGUGCAAACCUUCCCUCUCAGAUAGAAAUCACUUUAUUGACGGCCAUGAGCCCUUUGAAAAUGAGCUCAAUGGUGGGGAGGACGACCGAUCAUCUUGACCUACAGCACCUCAAGAUAAUCAAUGGUGUGUGUGUGAGUGACCCGGACCGGCUAGUCAUGAGUGACGGCCCUGGGAGUGUAGAGGAAGGCGGGCUGGACCAUCACAGCCCACCUGACUUGGGUCUGAGCAUGUUGGAGGUGGUAUCCAUUGACAACGAUGUACUUAACCUGCAGAGUGUGUUUCAGGGCUGGCUGCGAGACUGUAGCACUGACAGUGAGCACCUGCACUUGUCUCUACCCCCUACACUGCAAGGCCUGACAGGGUCUGAUGGUUUGUCCUCACAGCUUUCCCUCAAGUGUGACCUUCACGAGAGACUAUUGGACCCUCUACUGUUAGGAGGAGGCAUCGGACAAAAGUUUGCUCUAAAUGGGCCCAUUGGACACAGAGGCUCUGGCAACUCUUCUCUCUCAGUGCCCAGUCUACCGGUGCACAAGCUUCGAGCGACGGCCCUCGUGUCAGCCGAGGGAGUGUGUGAAAGCGUUCUCUUUGGACUGCCUCAAGUGCUGAAACCAACCGCCUGCUGGAAACUGGACUGGGAGGAUCUAGAAACUAACCAGCAGCUAUUCUGUGCCCUCUGUCAACAUCUCAGAGACAAGAAUCAAAUGCUGGUGGCCAAAGCUGAUAUCUCAAGCUCCCUCCUCUCCCCUCAUUUCCUGAUUCUCCCGUCAACGUCUCAGUCGCUGCUCAUUAAGUCUCUGGCCGUCAACGAGCUGGUGUUACCCGUGGAGCCACCCACAGCUGUGGAGCUGCCCAGCAGUGCCGUGCAACAGUUUGUAACCAACGCACUGGACCAACUGGAGACCUACGACACUUACAACCCUCUAAUGUCUCCCUGUGGUCUGUACGAGAGUCUAACCCAGUCUAAGAGAGGUCCAGGUGUGGCCCAGAGAGGCCCAGGGGGUGUGGUCCAGAGAGCCCCGCCUAACCCACCCAGCAGAGCCAGGAACUCCACUCUAGGCACUAGGAGGAGCUACAGUAACAAGAAGGGACUAGGAUUCUGAUCCCAUAUAACUAUGCUUAUGUCCUUUAAUCAGAUCAUGCAUAAUUGCUAUAGGUACGUUAAUCAACUUCAACAAUGUAACCCCUCUCACAUUUUUAUGAUCAUCAAACUUACAUGUAAAUUAUGUGUCAUCAUAAUCACUGCUUCAAGUCAUUCAUCAAGUUCAUAUAAAUAGAACAUGAUUGAGGAACAAGUGUACAAAAA